This is a messenger RNA of Equus quagga, 5004 nucleotides long. It is a transcript of the gene CAPN15, whose product is annotated as calpain 15. NCBI's taxonomy places the organism in Eukaryota, Metazoa, Chordata, Mammalia, Perissodactyla, Equidae. Gene Ontology annotation, cellular component: cytoplasm. Gene Ontology annotation, molecular function: calcium-dependent cysteine-type endopeptidase activity. Gene Ontology annotation, biological process: proteolysis. The record is from RefSeq and is a predicted model, not a curated record.
CUACGGAGGCGGCGUAGGGCGGGCGCCGGACGCGGGCCGGGCCGGGCGGGUCGGGCGCUCGGCGGCUCCGCCACUCAGCGCGGGAGGCCGUCGGGGCAGCGGCCGGCGGCAGGAGGGGCGCCCGCCCGCCCUCCGGAGGCAGAAGUUGUGGCUCGGCCGGCGCACGCGAGCGGGCCCGGGGCCGCGCGGGCUGCGGGAACGGAGGAGGCGCCGCCAGGGCGCGGAGGACGGCUGUGAAACCUGCCAUGACCCCCGGCGUCCCAGGUGCUGGCCAGGUCAGGCUGGCUGGCGGGUCACGAGCCACACGCACUCGCCCGGGUCCAUGGCCGCGGUUGGGGAGUGGUCCUGUGUGCGCUGCACCUUCCUGAACCCAGCCGGCCAGCGCCAGUGCUCCAUCUGCGAGGCCCCCCGGCAGAAGCCCGACCUUGACCAGAUCCUGCGGCUCAGCGUGGAGGAGCAGAAAUGGCCGUGUGCCCGCUGCACCUUCCGGAACUUCCUGGGCAAGGAGGCCUGCGAGGUGUGUGGCUUUGCCCCAGAGCCCGUGCCCGGCGCCUCCCUGCUGCCUGUCAUCAAUGGGGUCCUGCCCAAGCCACCCACCGUCCUGGUGGAGCCCAAGGGCAGCUGCAAGGAGGAGGCAGGUCCAGCGCGGACAGCGGGGCUGGCGGCCGUGGAGCCGCCCGGGGGGCGGCCGGAGGAGGAGGAGGAAGAGGGGGCGGCAGAGCCUGGGAGCGGCUGGGCCUGCCAGCGCUGCACGCUGCACAACACGCCAGUGGCCAGCUCCUGCUCUGCCUGCGGGGGCCCCCGAAAACUCUCGCUGCCCAGGAUCCCUCCUGAGGCCCUGGUGGUCCCUGAGGUCCUGGCCCCUGCUGGCUUCCACGUCACACCCACCCCACCCCAGCCUGGGGAAGGCACGGAGGCCGACCCUCCCUCUGCAUGUGCCCAGGAUUCCCCGCGGGGGCUGCCCUUCAGCCCCUUCUCGCCCACCCUGCAGAACAACCCUGUGCCUCGCAGCCGCCGCGAGGUCCCCCCCCAGCUGCAGCCACCAGUGCCUGAGGCUGCCCAGCCCUCACCUCCCGCAGGCUCCAAGGGGCCCCUCCAGGGCCCAGGGUGGGCCGGGGCCGGCGCCUCCCGCCUGGCAGAGCUGCUGUCGGGUAAGCGGCUGAGCGUGCUAGAGGAGGACGUGGCCGAGGGCGGCCCCGCAUCGCGUCGGUGUGGCUCCUGCUCAGCACCCAGCCCCGCGAGCCCUGCCCGCUGUGAGGCCUGCGGCUCCACGCCAGGCAACGAUGUCAUUGACCUGGCUGGUGACACCGUGCGCUACACGCCAGCCAGCCCCUCCAGCCCCGACUUCACUACCUGGUCGUGCGCCAAGUGCACACUCAAGAACCCCACAGCGGCCCCCAGGUGCACGGCCUGUGGCUGCUCCAAGCUGCACGGCUUCCAGGAGCACGGCGAGCCCCCAGACUGUGGUGCCGACAGGCCUGGCUCCUGCUCAGCCCACAAGGCCGGCCGGCCUGUCCCCACGGCACCACCUGAGCGCCCAGGCCAGUGGGCCUGCCCCGCCUGCACUCUGCUCAACGCACCCCGGGCCAAGCACUGCGCUGCCUGCCACACCCCGCAACUCCUGGUGGCCCAGCGACGGGGCGCUGCUCCCCUGAGGCGCAGGGAGAGCAUGCAUGUGGAGAAGCGGCGGCAGACAGACGAGGGCGAGGCCAAGGCCCUCUGGGAGAACAUCGUGGCCUUCUGCCGGGAGAACAGCGUGAACUUCGUAGACGACAGCUUCCCCCCUGGGCCCGAGUCUGUGGGCUUCCCCGCAGGCGACAGUGUCCAGCAGCGCGUGAGACAGUGGCUGCGGCCCCACGAGAUCAACUGCUCCGUCUUCAGGGACCACAGUGUCUCAUGGUCCGUGUUCCACACGCUCCGGCCCUCAGACAUCCUGCAGGGGCUGCUGGGGAACUGCUGGUUCCUGAGUGCGCUGGCGGUGCUGGCCGAGCGGCCCGACCUCGUCGAGCGGGUGAUGGUCACGCGCAGCCUGUGCGCGGAGGGCGCCUACCAGGUGCGGCUCUGCAAGGAUGGCACGUGGACGACGGUGCUGGUGGACGACAUGCUGCCAUGCGACGAGGCUGGCUUCCUCCUCUUCUCACAGGCUCAGCGGAAGCAGCUGUGGGUAGCCCUCAUCGAGAAGGCGCUGGCCAAGCUGCACGGCUCCUACUUUGCCCUCCAGGCAGGGCGCGCCAUCGAAGGCCUGGCCACACUCACCGGCGCCCCCUGUGAGAGCCUGGCGCUGCAGGUCAGCUCCACUAACCCCCGAGAGGAGCCCGUUGACACUGACCUCAUCUGGGCCAAAAUGCUGAGUUCUAAGGAGGCUGGGUUCCUCAUGGGCGCCUCCUGUGGGGGGGGCAACAUGAAGGUGGAUGACGCCAUCUACGAGAGCCUGGGCCUGCGCCCACGCCACGCCUACUCCGUGCUCGAUGUCCGCGACGUCCAGGGCUCCAGGCUGCUGCGCCUCCGGAACCCGUGGGGCCGCUUCUCCUGGAAUGGCAGCUGGUCAGAUGAGUGGCCACACUGGCCGGAGCACCUGCGAGGCGAGCUCAUGCCCCAUGGCAGCAGCGAGGGCGUCUUCUGGAUGGAGUAUGGCGACUUCAUCAGGUACUUCGACUCCGUGGACAUCUGCAAGGUGCACUCGGACUGGCAGGAGGCGCGCGUGCAGGGCUGCUUCCCCAGCUCGGCCAGCGGGCCCGUCGGGGUGACGGCACUCACCGUGCUGGAGCGCGCGUCCCUGGAGUUCGCGCUCUUCCAGGAGGGCGGCAGGCGCGCGGACGCGGUGGACAGCCACUUGUUGGACCUGUGCGUGCUGGUGUUCCGCGCGUCCUUCGGCAGCGGCGGUCGCCUGAGCCUGGGCCGCCUGCUGGCCCACAGCAAGCGUGCCGUCAAAAAGUUCGUCAACUGUGACGUGAUGCUGGAGCCCGGCGAGUAUGCCGUGGUGUGCUGUGCCUUCAACCACUGGAGCCCCGCUGCACCCGGACCCCCGGCCAGCGCGCACGCCUCCAGCCCCUCAGCCGGGGUCCCGCGCUGCGCCCCAGAGCCACCCGGCCACGUGCUGGCCGUGUACAGCUCGAGGCUGGUCAUGGUGGAGCCGGUGGAGGCCCAGCCGACCACGCUGGCCGACGCCAUCAUCCUGCUCACGGAGAGCCGGGGCGAGCGGCACGAGGGCCGCGAGGGCAUGACGUGCUACUACCUGACGCACGGCUGGGCGGGGCUGAUCGUGGUGGUGGAGAACCGGCACCCCAAGUCCUACCUGCACGUGCAGUGCGACUGCUCGGACAGCUUCAACGUGGUGUCCACGCGCGGCAGUCUGCGCACCCACGACAGCGUGCCACCCCUGCACAGGCAGGUCCUGGUGAUCCUGUCCCAGCUGGAGGGCAACGCCGGCUUCUCCAUCACCCACCGCCUGGCGCACCGCAAGGCGGCCCAGGCCUUUCUCAGCGACUGGACGGCCUCCAGGGGCACCCACAGCCCCCCACUCACGCCCGAGGUCGCUGGCCUGCACGGGCCCCGGCCGCUGUGACCACCCUGCCCUCACCUGCCUGCUCCCCAUGCGCACUUUACAAGGGAGACCCCAGCAGAGGACGCUUGAACCAGAAUCUCAGGACCCCACCCAGGGAGCUGCCAGCCGAGGGGCACAGCUUCCCCUGGGCCUUCCUUCCUGUCCCUCCUUCCUGUCCCGGGCCUCCCAGCCACCAAGCAGAAUACCUCGAACCCACCUCUAGUGCAUAGGGGCUGUGCACCAGUUCCUCUGACCCACCCACCUCGAGGUUAGGUUCAGAUCACCAGUGCCGCCGAAGUGAGGCUGUCCCUUCCCGGUGGGCCUGGGGCCUCCUGCCUGAGUGAGGUGGUCAAGAGCCCCCUUCACAAAACCAAAUCCCGCAGGUGAAAGGCCAGGACCCCAGGGUGAGCAGGGACCACCCCCAUCUGUGGGGGUCAGGCUAGGGUCCUGGGGUGAGCAGGGACCACCCAUUUAUGAGAGUCAGAGUCCAGGACCCUGGGGUGAGCAGGGACCACCCUCCUCUGUGGGGGUCAGGCUAGGGCCCCAGGGUGAGCAGGGACCACCCCCUCUGUGGGGGUUAGCUAGGGCCCCAGGGUGAGCAGGGACCACCCCCUCUGUGGGGGUCAGCUAGGGCCCCGGGUUGAACGGGGACCACCCCUCUGAGGAGGUCAGGCUAGGGCCCCGGGAUGAACAGGGACCACCCCUUGUGGAGCACAAGGUCAGGAGCCUUCUCUCCCUGGCUUGCCCCCAGAGCCCAUCUCCCCCCCAAGAGGCAAGCAGGGCUCCCUGGAGUCCCAGCAGUGUGUCCCAGGAGACAGGUGCCUGGCGACCAUGGGCUCUGGGCGGGGAUGGGGAGGGUCCCAGCUGCCCUUCUGGCGACACUAUGCAAUUCCUGGAGCAUUCGCCAGGAUCGAAGCCAUGCCCUGGAGGCUGCGGGUCGAGAGCUGCAGGUCGGGGCCAGGCCCACCCUGCCUUGUGCUGAGUAUGUUCGUCCUCAGCACCACCUGACCUCUGCCAGGAGGACCCAGGUCCAGCAGAAAUCCUUGGCCAGCCCUGUCCAGGCACACACAGGGCACGGCCCCUCUCCCGCCCCAGAGGCCCAGGGAGCUGAGCCGCUACAAGCUGUCCUGCCCGCAGCUGCUGUCGGGCCAGAGUCCUGCAUCUGCCCCACUUCCUGGGGGCCCGCCCAGCCUCACUGCCCACAGCCCCUCACUUCCCCUGGGGCCUGCGGGGUUUUGACACCUGGAGAAACCCCGGGAAGCACUACCCUCCCCUUUGGGCCUCCUUUAUAUUUCCCUCUUUUAGUCUGAGCUGUGAAUAUUUUUAACCUUGUACAUAUGGCCAGCUCUUCCAACACAGAGACUAUUUUAUCAAUUGGCCCCUUCCCUGUAGGGUGAUUCUCCAUGGGUGUUUCCAGACUCAGGCUCCGACGGACCAAAUAAAAAUGUUUUGUUUUGUAA